This is a messenger RNA of Phragmites australis (common reed), 1362 nucleotides long. RefSeq names its product myb family transcription factor MPH1-like. The transcript has 5 exons. The coding region runs from base 184 to 936 and encodes 250 amino acids. Gene Ontology annotation, molecular function: DNA-binding transcription factor activity; DNA binding. NCBI's taxonomy places the organism in Eukaryota, Viridiplantae, Streptophyta, Magnoliopsida, Poales, Poaceae. The record is from RefSeq and is a predicted model, not a curated record.
AUCUGUACACGGUAGGCAGCAAGCAAUUAAGCAGUUAAUUAAUAUAUACUACGAGGUGUUCAUCAUCGUUUAGCCAAGCUCUCAACAUAUAUAUCUAUACAACAACUCGAUGUACCAUUCAUAUUAGAAACUAGAGCUUGAGAGAAGCUAGGCUGAGAUUAGAGGUGAAGAGAGUCGGGGAGGAUGAGAGGGUUUGAGAGGAACGGAGUCCGGCAGUACAACCGGUCGGAGGUGCCGCGGAUGCGGUGGACGGAGGAGCUGCACCGGCAGUUCGUCGAGGCCAUCGAGUGCCUCGGUGGCCAGGACGAAGCAACUCCGAAGCGAAUUCUUCAGUUGAUGGGCGUGAAUGGAGUUAGCAUAUCUCAUAUAAAGAGCCAUCUUCAGAUGUACAGAAGCUCUAGCAACAGCAGUACCCUUCAGACCAGCCUCCAGAAAUUGACAACAACCACUCCAAGCAACAGCAAGCGCGUGUUUGUGAACCGUGAAGAUCAUUGCGCUUAUGCGUCACAGGAUGGAAACACGACAGCUUCAGACAAGAACAUUUACACUGUGCUCCGUACUUGCAGCCACUCAUCACCAUACCGAAUACCAUCGCUAGAGGAAGUAUUCAGAAGCUGGGAACAAAGUAGAGCGCGUGUUCCUUGGAACUCCAAAGUCCUGACAACAGAAAAGGCGAUUAGACCAGGUCACACUUCCAACAAGAAACCCGAGAAGCAAUCGGGCUGCGACCUGACGCUGUCGAUCGGUCUGUGGGAGGACGCGAGCAGCGACGCCGACAGCUCGAGCACGACCAGCGAGGAGCUCGCCGCACCGCCAAGGGACGAGGCGUUCGGCUCGUCUCCGGCAGCAGGCGCUCACUGUGCCGCCACCGUGAAGGAGGAGAGUAAGCCGGCUCUGAACCUGGACCUUACCAUCUCGUCGUCUUGGCUCGCCUGACGCCGGCGCUGUGCAUGGCGGUACACGUACAUACACUCGCGUACAGUUAUAUGGAUACAUGCAGAGCAGACUGUGUGAUCAGAGGCUCCAGGCGAUUGUAUAUUAUGGCGUGGUAGCCUGGCUAGGUUCUCCGGAUUUUCGUGUCCUCCCCUUUGCCAUUCCACUCUAGUUUUUCAGCUUUGUAAAAUUUUCUGGUCCGUAGCAGAUUAGAGAUCGAGGCUUCAGACGAGGACAGGUGAGGAAUUUUGUCUCUUUUUUUUCUUUCCUCUAGAGAAGGCACUGUCUACCUGAAUUUCUCACCUGUCAUCUUCUGUACUCUUCUAUUUCUGAUCGAUUUGUCUAGACUCUUAGAGAGGAGUAUGGAUGUUAUUAGUGGUAGCUAUUUCAGUAAAUGGCAGAUGAUAAAUAUACCGCGAUUGCUCGCUA